AUGGCUACAAAUGUUGAAUACACUUGCUUUGUUCGUGGUCUUGAUCAGGACACCGAUGAAAAAGAUCUUACGGAUAUAUUUUCAAAGUUUGGCAACGUGAUCGAUUCUAAAAUCAUUUACGAUCGUGACACUGGAAAGUCAAGAAGAUUCGGAUUUGUUACUUUCGAGGAGGAAAAAUCUAUGACAGAUGCCAUUAUGAUUAUGGACGUGGAAGAGUCUCGAAGUAAAUGUGUUAAUGUUGGAUCCAUCACUGUGGAAGUAGCUAGGCAACGGCGCAAAAACAGGUCUGCUGAAUUUGCACUAGAGUUAGUUAGGUUGAUAAACGAAAAGCAGAAGAAGAUGGCUGGAUUAUAA
Messenger RNA from Arabidopsis thaliana (thale cress), 354 nucleotides. Its product is annotated as RNA-binding (RRM/RBD/RNP motifs) family protein. Gene Ontology annotation, molecular function: nucleic acid binding; RNA binding. Lineage: Eukaryota; Viridiplantae; Streptophyta; Magnoliopsida; Brassicales; Brassicaceae. The record is from RefSeq and is marked reviewed. The coding region runs from base 1 to 354 and encodes 117 amino acids. The transcript is spliced from 2 exons.